GCCCGGCGCGAAAAGGGCGUGUCCAGGCGCGAGCUAGUCAGUCAGCCAGGGUCGCGCCUGCGCGCGAGGCUCCCGUUACCCGGAGACGGUGCCGGACGGAGCCCGCGCUGCGAAAAUAGCGGAACCGGGCCCCCAAGAAGGGAGCGGCGAGGGUGGGCCGGAGCACCAAGCGAUGCACCGGAGGAAGGGUACCUGCUCUGGGAAUGAGGCAGCCCGGGAAUGAGACUUGGUUAUGAAAAAACCAAAACCGUUUCUGACAUUUCAUCCAGCAGUAAGAUGAAAAGCGGAGCGGGGAACGCCGAGGGUCUUAGAAGCUAGAACGUGUGCGUUUGAAACCUUCGUUUUUGGAGGAAUGCAGGAAGCAGUUCGGAUGGGACAGAAGAUUCUGAUUUCUCUACAGACAUGGAACACACAGACAGCUCAGAGAGUGACGGUAACUCCCGCGGUCCGGCGCGCAUCACCCGCUCCACGGCCAGACUCAGCCAGAGCUCGCAGGAUUCCAGCCCGGUCGGCAAUCUGCAAUCGUUUGGUGCAGAGGAGCCGGCCUACUCCACUCGGAGGGUGACCCGCAGCCAGCAGCAGCCCACCCCCGUGACUCCGAAAAAAUACCCACUCCGACAGACCCGCUCAUCGGGAUCGGAAACGGAGCAAGCCGUGGACUUUUGUGACAGAGACGGUAAAAACGCAGAUCACGACGAGUCGCCUCCUCGAACCCCGACCGGGAACGCUCCGUCGUCCGAAUCCGACAUAGACAUUUCCAGCCCCAAUGCGUCUCACGACGAGAGUCUAGCCAAGGACAUGUCUCUAAAAGACUCCGGGAGCGACCUCUCCCACCGACCCAAACGCAGACGAUUCCACGAGAGCUACAAUUUUAACAUGAAGUGUCCCACGCCUGGCUGCAACUCGCUAGGUCACCUUACAGGGAAGCACGAGAGGCACUUCUCAAUUUCAGGCUGCCCCCUUUACCACAACCUCUCGGCAGACGAGUGCAAGGUAACUCAGAACCUCCCUGUAAGGGCACAGAGCCGUGACAAACAGGUAGAAGACAGGAUGCUUUCGCACCGGCAGGACGAGAACAACAGGCAUGCCACGAGACACCAGGCUCCCACAGAACGACAGCUGAGAUACAAAGAGAAAGUGACAGAGCUGCGAAAAAAGAGGAACUCUGGUUUGGCAAAAGAACAGAAAGAGAAGUAUAUGGACCAAGACACACAGGCCCAGGGCCCCAGAAAAAGCUUACGAAAAAAGGCCAUAGAAGAGCACAGACAGACUUACGGAAACACACGGGAACCGCUUCUCGAGAACCUCACGAGCGAGUAUGACCUGGAGCUCUUCCGGAGGGCGCAGGCACGAGCCUCCGAAGACCUGGAGAAGCUUCGUCUCCAGGGUCAAAUCACGGAAGGAAGCAACAUGAUUAAAACGAUCAUUUUUGGCCGCUAUGAGCUGGACACUUGGUAUCACUCGCCUUAUCCGGAAGAGUAUGCCCGCCUGGGUCGCCUCUACAUGUGUGAAUUCUGCCUCAAGUACAUGAAGAGUCAAACGAUCCUGCGCAGGCACAUGGCCAAAUGCGUAUGGAAGCAUCCUCCGGGCGAUGAGAUUUAUCGCAAAGGAUCUAUUUCCGUGUUUGAAGUGGAUGGAAAGAAAAACAAGAUUUACUGCCAAAACCUGUGCCUUCUAGCAAAGCUUUUCCUGGAUCACAAAACGCUCUACUACGACGUGGAACCUUUUCUCUUCUACGUCAUGACCGAGGCGGACAACACCGGCUGCCACCUCAUUGGCUACUUUUCCAAGGAGAAAAACUCCUUCCUGAACUACAAUGUAUCGUGUAUCCUGACAAUGCCGCAGUACAUGAGGCAGGGUUUUGGAAAGAUGCUCAUAGAUUUCAGCUACUUACUCUCAAAGGUGGAGGAGAAGGUUGGUUCUCCAGAGCGUCCCCUCUCUGAUCUUGGGCUCAUCAGCUACCGCAGUUACUGGAAGGAGGUCCUCCUGCGCUAUCUUCAUACCUUCCAGGGCAAGGAGAUCUCCAUCAAAGAAAUAAGCCAAGAGACGGCGGUGAACCCGGUGGACAUUGUUAGCACGCUCCAGGCCUUGCAAAUGCUGAAAUACUGGAAGGGAAAGCAUCUGGUACUAAAGAGACAGGAUCUGAUCGAUGAAUGGGCAGCUAAGGAAGCAAAGAGAGCCAACAGCAAUAAGAUUAUGGACCCAAGCUGCCUAAAAUGGACACCCCCCAAAGGAACUUAAGCCCGGUUUCUCUCCGCGGGCUCCCGUCUUCUCCGUAUACUUCCUGGCUGGGCCUGGACCGUCCGGCGCCCGCCGCGUAGCAAGUGUUUGCACGGCCCGUGUGACGAUGAUCGCCUUCUCUCUCUCGGGAUGUUGCACCCGCGCUUUCUCCUGGUGCACCGCACCACGCCGGACCCCCGCGUCUGCUUCUUCUUCUUCUACGGCCCCGAUUCUUCCCGGUAGCUGCGUGACGUGCUGUAGUUCUAGCGAUAUGCAAAGUUACACGAAGGCUUCCUAACCUACAUCGCUCGCUGUGCUAACGGAUGCCGUUUGCUGUUAUCAUGGGGGGGGGGGCUGUAUUGCUUCAUGUCUGUGCGUGGGGGGGGUUCGAAGUGUCUUAAACAUUUGACACCGGGGACUUAACUCUUUCAGUGGCUGCAGGAGAAACGGAAAUAAGAAUGUACAGUUUUUUUUUGUUUUUUUUCCCCCCCCUCCUGUAUCGAGAACAUCUUAGUUUUAAUUCAUCGGAAAUAAAAAGUAGGGGUGCCGUUGCUGGAUGGAGACGGGUGUCGAUGCUUUCUCACAUACAUCUGUCUGUCUGUCUCUAUAUGUCGAGAUA
Messenger RNA from Spea bombifrons (plains spadefoot toad), 2839 nucleotides. It is a transcript of the gene KAT7, whose product is annotated as lysine acetyltransferase 7. The transcript has 17 exons. Lineage: Eukaryota; Metazoa; Chordata; Amphibia; Anura; Pelobatidae. Gene Ontology annotation, cellular component: nucleus. The record is from RefSeq and is a predicted model, not a curated record. Gene Ontology annotation, biological process: regulation of DNA-templated transcription. Bases 403 to 2241 code for a protein of 612 amino acids. Gene Ontology annotation, molecular function: zinc ion binding; histone acetyltransferase activity.